GCUCUUCCCUCUGCUGUCCGUCGGCUGCUCUUGUUUGUGGGGGUGAUUUGCUCCGAUUUUGGGUAAGAAACAGCCAUGAAUCUCCCUUCUUUAGCUUGAUUGAGCUUGGGUUUAUCUUAAUUGCUCUUGUUCCUCCAAUUUUUGGGUAAACCCGUGAGCUUCCCCUGCACUUGCCGCCGGCUUCUCCCCCUGCUAGGUCCGGUUCUUGCUGAAAAAUUAUGUGAUAGAAAUAGCAUUGUGAUUAGGAAUGAUCCUAAUGAUGAUUUCAGCUUGAAUGUGUGAUAGUCCGGUAUUGAUUCUCGGAUGUUUUGAUUAGGUUCCCGAUCGUUCUGUUAGUUAGUGCGUGACUUGAGUGCUCGGUUUUAUGCGAGUGAGGUAAGUAAAUUUAUGGUAAUGCCCGUACUGUUUUAUAAGCAUGUUUUGAUUUGUUUUUGAAGUGGUGGCGGGACUAAACCCGUUUUACGCGAGUAUAACUGAUUUGAAAUGAUAUUUUUAUGCUUUUCAUGAAAUUGAGCAUGCCUACUUGAAAUUUGAGUGACUAUCCUGAUGAUCUGAAAGUGAUUGUGAAUCGUGAUUUUCCUGUUAACUUCUGCCUGUUUUGUCUCCGAUGUGGUCAUGUUAUUCGUGACCCCACUAGUGGGGGAGAUUUCUUAAGCACAUAAAGAGCUAAUGGAUGCAAUCCUAACACUCCAAAAUAAAGGGAAAGACCUUAUUCUCAAAGGUCAAAAGAUACCCAUUGAGGGCAAUAGCCAAAUAAGAGAAGGCCAAGAAAAAAUUAUUAAAGGCCAUGAGUUAUUAAAUAAGGGACAAGAUGCCCUUGAAGAGGUCAAAGAGCUGAUUGAAACAUUAAUGAGUUUCGGAGUACUUACUACUGUACGAAUCAGCUCUAAAGAAUCUAGCCAUAUGAACUGGGUUUCUCAUAAACCCAGCAUUGGGUCUACGCGGAACCCAACUAGCUUGGAUCAAAACGAGGAGGACGGGGAGGACCACGACAAUCUCCGGUUGGGGCAGCCGGAGCUAUACAAGCAAGCUGAUAAGGAUGAUCCCAAAGCUCUCCUUGAUGGCGUCGAUGUUGCUGGACUCGUUGGAAUCUUGCGCCAAUUAGGCAAUCUAGCUGAGUAUGUUUCUCACGUUCUUAUUUGAUUUUGCCCUUCAAUUUUGGGGAUUGAUGGUGUUUCUAGUGUUGCAUGAAAAAACUUGGAAAUUGAUUUUUGUUUUAAUGUUGAGUUUCAUAGUAUGUAUAGAUUGAACUCUGAAGAAUGUGAAGAUUGAUUGAACUGUAGGGGAAGAAUUUAGGCAAGCUAAAGCUGUAUUGUUUGUUAGUUUUUUUAAAAAUUUAAGGGAAUUGAAUGUCUGAGAAUGUAAUUUCU
Molecule: messenger RNA, 1370 nt
Organism: Rubroshorea leprosula
Lineage: Eukaryota; Viridiplantae; Streptophyta; Magnoliopsida; Malvales; Dipterocarpaceae
Source: the annotation of a GenBank genome assembly